Indicator indicator is the source of this 2053-nucleotide messenger RNA. It is a transcript of the gene ADSS2, whose product is annotated as adenylosuccinate synthase 2. The transcript has 13 exons. Gene Ontology annotation, molecular function: GTP binding; adenylosuccinate synthase activity. The coding region runs from base 1 to 1356 and encodes 451 amino acids. Gene Ontology annotation, biological process: IMP metabolic process; 'de novo' AMP biosynthetic process. The record is from RefSeq and is a predicted model, not a curated record. NCBI's taxonomy places the organism in Eukaryota, Metazoa, Chordata, Aves, Piciformes, Indicatoridae. Gene Ontology annotation, cellular component: cytoplasm.
AUGGCGGAGCAUGGCGCCCCGGCGCCCGCCAUCCCUAACGGCGAGUGCGCCGCCCGCCUCCCCGGCAACAAGGUGACUGUCGUGCUGGGGGCCCAGUGGGGCGACGAGGGCAAAGGCAAAGUGGUGGAUCUUUUGGCGCAGGACGCUGACAUCGUCUGCAGGUGCCAGGGAGGCAAUAAUGCGGGGCAUACAGUUGUUGUGGAUUCUGUGGAGUAUGACUUUCAUCUUCUGCCAAGUGGGAUCAUCAAUCCAAAAGUCACUGCAUUCAUUGGAAACGGCGUUGUAAUUCAUUUGCCAGGACUCUUUGAAGAAACUGAAAAAAACUUAAAGAAAGGAACAGGUCUGGAAGGCUGGGAAAAAAGACUAAUUAUUUCUGACAGGGCUCAUAUUGUAUUUGAUUUCCACCAAGCUGCUGAUGGCAUCCAAGAACAACAGAGGCAAGAACAAGCAGGAAAGAAUUUGGGAACUACGAAAAAAGGAAUUGGUCCAGUAUAUUCUUCAAAAGCAGCUCGAAGUGGACUCAGAAUGUGUGAUCUUGUUUCUGAUUUUGAUGAAUUUUCUGAGAGGUUCAAAGUGCUAGCCAAUCAGUACAAAGCGAUAUAUCCUACCUUAGAGAUAGAUAUUGAAGGGGAAUUGAAAAAGCUUAAGGGCUACAUGGAAAAAAUAAAACCAAUGGUAAAGGAUGGUGUUUAUUUCAUGUAUGAGGCUUUACAUGGACCACCAAAGAAGAUCUUAGUAGAAGGUGCAAAUGCAGCUCUACUGGACAUAGAUUUUGGCACAUAUCCUUUUGUGACUUCUUCAAACUGCACAGUUGGAGGUGUGUGUACAGGUCUGGGCAUGCCACCGCAGAACGUUGGGGAAGUGUACGGAGUUGUGAAAGCAUAUACAACAAGAGUUGGAAUUGGUGCCUUUCCUACAGAACAAAAUAAUGAAAUUGGAGAAUUGCUGCAAAUGCGAGGUAAAGAGUUCGGUGUUACCACUGGUAGAAAGAGAAGAUGUGGCUGGUUGGACCUUGUAUCACUUCGAUAUGCCUACAUGAUUAAUGGAUUUACUGCAUUGGCACUUACCAAAUUGGAUAUCUUGGAUGUAUUUCCAGAAAUCAAAGUUGGCGUUGCAUACAAACUAGAUGGUGAAAUCAUACCUCAUUUUCCUGCCAACCAUGAAGUCUUAAAUAAAGUAGAGGUUCAGUAUGAGACACUCCCAGGAUGGGAUACAGACAUAUCAAAUGCAAGGACGUUUGACGAGCUGCCUGUAAACGCACAAAAUUACGUUCGCUUUAUAGAAAUGGAAUUGGGUGUUCCUGUUAAAUGGAUUGGAGUAGGGAAAUCCAGGGAGUCAAUGAUCCAGCUGUUUUAAAGAUUUCAGAUGCAUGGAAGAAAGCACACUCCUCCAAAGACUGCUCAUUCUUAAAUGCAUUAGUAGCCCGCAAAGCAAAGAUGUUGGAGAGAUUUUUGCAUGGAAAGAAAUGCUAGAAUCAAUACCCCCAGAUCACCUGCUAUUCCUGAAAGAAACUUUAACAUGAACUUGUAUCAGUCCUUGUUCAGCUGCAAUUUCCAGGACACUUCUCAUUGGUGUUCAAGGUGCCAUCUAGAUUUUUUUUUCUUUACCUACUAUUUACUACAUAAGGUAAUUCCUGUUUGAAAAUCUAAGGUAGCAUUACUUUCAUGACUGUUUGUCUUUGUUAUCCUCUCUCUGCUUUUGGCGGUGUUACUUCCCUGAAAUUUUAGACAGUAAAAAUAAUGCAGUUUUGCACAGAUAGUUUUACAUCCUCAUUAUUUGUAUUCCUAAAGCUGUUGUAUUCGUAAUGACUGCUCUUGUGAGUGAUUAAUGAGAGGAAUUCUGAUUUUUAUAAUGCUAUAAAUGCUGUCUAAAUUAUUGUGUGAUCUGUUUUUAAGAAAGGAUGUGAUGCCAGGCUGUUAAGAAUGUCAAGGUUUUUUUAGCUGUAUAACACAGAAAACUUCCUCUUUGUAACUCACAGAGGACACUCAAGUGUUUACCAGGGAGUGUGCCCAGGAGGUUAGAAAGUUGAUAUUGUAAAAAGUUCAUUUGCUAU